Messenger RNA from Amblyraja radiata (thorny skate), 1441 nucleotides. Its product is annotated as claudin-4-like. NCBI's taxonomy places the organism in Eukaryota, Metazoa, Chordata, Chondrichthyes, Rajiformes, Rajidae. The coding region runs from base 86 to 715 and encodes 209 amino acids. Gene Ontology annotation, cellular component: membrane; bicellular tight junction. The transcript has a single exon. Gene Ontology annotation, molecular function: structural molecule activity. The record is from RefSeq and is a predicted model, not a curated record.
GCAUUUACUGAUUGUCUUUAGGUUGUUCCGGACGGUCGAAGCAGUUACUCCGAAAGUUGCAGAUUACCUGUGCUAAAGUUCAAUCAUGGUAUCAAUGGGAUUGCAGAUUCUGGGCAUCGCCCUGUGCGUGUUCGGGUGGCUGGGAGCACUUCUCACCUGCGUCCUUCCCAUGUGGAGAGUGACCGCUUUCAUCGGAAACAACAUCGUGGUGGCGCAGAUCAUCUGGGAAGGUCUUUGGAUGAACUGUAUUGUUCAGAGCACCGGGCAGAUGCAAUGCAAGGUGUACGACUCCCUCUUGGCGCUCUCUCAAGAUCUCCAGGCUUCCAGAGCUCUGACCGUUAUCUCCCUUGUGGUGGGAAUCAUGGGCAUCCUCGUCUCCAUCGCGGGAGGAAAAUGCACCAACUGCAUAGAAAACGAGGCAACUAAGGCCAAGGUCACCAUUAUAUCGGGAAUUAUCUUCAUCCUCGCUGGAGUGACGACCCUGAUCCCAGUCUCCUGGUCAGCGAACACCAUCAUCAAGGAUUUCUACAACCCGCUGGUGACCGACGCCCAGAGGAGAGAACUUGGUGCCUCCUUGUACAUCGGAUGGGGCACGUCGGGUCUGCUUCUCCUCGGAGGAGCUCUGCUCUGCUGCUCUUGCCCCCCAAAAGAUGAUAACGCCUACUCCGCAAAGUAUUCUGCACCAAGGUCUGCUGCGAGCAAGAACUAUGUGUAACUUGGAAAGGAUUAAAAGUGAACAAGAUUCUCGCGCUAAAUUCGCAUUAAAUUUGUGUAUUUUCUACACGGUUUCCUCAUUGAGGAAAUAAGUCAAUUUACUGUAAAGCGUUAAAGUAAUUAGCGAUGUUUUCUUAAUCUAGCCACUGCUGUUAAACCGUAGUUUGAAUUUUCAAUUAACGUUCUUAAUAAGGGGUGAAUUUGAAUCUGCACUUGCGCGCAACGUGACUUCAGGUGCAACGAAUUUUAAGUUAACAAGAAUCUGAUUAUAAAGGAAUUGGUGAAAGAAAUAUAUUUUAAUGGAGUUCAGAUUUUGUAAAAUGCUUAGUAGUGAUGAUAUGUUUUGUUGCAACGAAAAUGUGUUGAUAGUUAAAGAGAGAACUUCCAAAGUGAAAUCCCACUUGAUAUGUACCUGUCCGCAGUGGCGUGUGGAUUGGAAACGCCCGCCGCCAUUUCGUACAGUGAAAAGGUGGAGCUUGGAAGCUGUAAAAUGGGUCUCUUUCCUACCAAAGCAGUUCAACCCUUUGAAAGUGUGUUAAAACUACCUUGUAUUCAUUUUGCAAUCAUGUGAUUGAAGUUAUAGCUUUAUUUUUAAUCUUUUUUUAGAACUACUUGUUAAAGAUUGUAUUAACUUUUUCCUAUGCCUUUUGGACAUUUUCUUGAGUACUUAGGGGACAGUAAACAUUGUAAAUCACAAGGUCCAAAAUAAAAUCCAAAUUACACAUCC